Acanthoscelides obtectus is the source of this 342-nucleotide messenger RNA. The record is from the annotation of a GenBank genome assembly. NCBI's taxonomy places the organism in Eukaryota, Metazoa, Arthropoda, Insecta, Coleoptera, Chrysomelidae.
AUGACUCAGGAUCGCCUUACAGCGUUGUCGAUGCUGUCCAUUGAAAAGGAAUUUAUUUCGACCAUGGAUAAUUUCAACGAGAAGGCAGUGAAUAAUGGUGAUUUUCAGGUUAGCAGCGAAAACAGUCCUAAAUGUACUCCAUUGAUCUGUACUUCUCAACCUAGUUAUUUUACUCCUAAGGACCUUGAAGAUCAAAAUCGAGAUCACACUAAAGUUGACUUCUCAGUGACCUUGAAGUUCAAAGUCGUGAUCACGCUUAAGGACACGGCUAACCUCGCUUGUAAACAUAAACAUUUUCCGUUCUUUUCGUCCAAGGGGUCAAAGAGAUACGAUUCCUUAUAA